Benincasa hispida (wax gourd) is the source of this 1356-nucleotide messenger RNA. RefSeq names its product eukaryotic translation initiation factor 6-2-like. Gene Ontology annotation, biological process: cytosolic ribosome assembly. The record is from RefSeq and is a predicted model, not a curated record. NCBI's taxonomy places the organism in Eukaryota, Viridiplantae, Streptophyta, Magnoliopsida, Cucurbitales, Cucurbitaceae. Gene Ontology annotation, molecular function: ribosome binding.
AAAGAUUUCGUGAAAAAAGAGAGAGAGAUUUUAAAAAACCUAGCCGCCAUCUUAUCGCCUCUUUUUCUCUCCUCCCCUCUUUCUCGUUCGUCAUCAGCCGGCAACUCCCUCUCUUUGCCGUGGAAAAGGCCAGUCGCAGCCCAUCCCCCUGUUCGUUUCAGUCCAGCUAGCCGCCGAUUAAGCCGAUUCCCGUCUUUAGUUUUCUUUCUCCAUCAUCAACCACGAGACCCACGACGACCCAUAAGCUCCAACCAUCAACAAGAACGUUCCAGCACCGUUUUUCUCCCUUUUUGACGAGGAUUAAGCGUUUUCGGACACGUUCCAGCAGGGAUUUGAGUUCGUUUGGCUUCGAGUUGAUAUCAGCAAAGUUCUAAGCCUGUUUGGUGCCUUUCGAAAGGGGUUGCAAGGGACUUUGAGUUUAUCGUCAAGGGAGGUAAUUAUUGAUUGUUCGUGUGCUACACAUGGCGACCAGGCUUAUGUUCGAGAACUCAUGUGAAAUUGGGGUUUUCUCCAAGCUCACUAAUGCUUACUGCUUGGUUGCAAUUGGUGGCUCUGAGAAUUUCUACAGUGCCUUCGAAACUGAAUUAGGUGGUGUCAUUCCGGUUGUUAAAGCAUCUAUUGAUGGCACUCGCAUUAUUGGUCGUCUAUGUGCUGGAAACAAAAAUGGGCUUCUUGUACCACACACCACUACUGACCAAGAACUUCAGCACUUGCGGAACAGUCUACCUGACCAAGUUGUUGUUCAACGUAUACAAGAGAGAUUGUCUGCUUUGGGGAAUACGAUUGCUUGUAAUGAUCAUGUUGCUCUCACACAUACUGAUCUUGAUCGGGAAACUGAAGAGCUCAUUGCUGAUGUUCUUGGAGUAGAGGUUUUUAGGCAGACAGUAGCAGGCAACGUUCUCGUGGGAAGCUAUUGUAGUUUCACGAAUAGGGGUGGCUUGGUUCAUCCACAUACAUCUGUUGAAGAUUUGGAUGAGCUAUCAACUCUUCUUCAGGUCCCUUUGGUUGCCGGAACCGUGAAUCGUGGAAGUGAAGUGAUUGCUGCUGGAUUGACAGCAAAUGAUUGGAUUGCAUUUUGUGGUUCAGACACCACUGCCACCGAGUUAUCGGUCAUCGAGAGCGUUUUCAAACUGAGGGAGGCUCAACCAAGUUCCAUCGUUGAAGAAAUGAGGAAGUCGCUAAUAGACAGUUAUGUAUGAGGAAUAUCUUCUUCUCUAUACCUGAGAUAUUGCAAGCAAUUAAUUGUUAUUACCCUUCUCUUUUUUCUUCUGUUACAUUUAACAACUUUGUGAGUACGAAAUUCGACUUAUUGUGUUUUGGUUGAAAUUGGAAUCCAUUUUUGCUUAUAGAUGAAAA